CACAUGACAUGACGCGUUUUUGUUAUUAUUUUUGGUUUGGUUCAACGUCUGUAAGAAGGGUGUGUGAUUUGUGUGAAUCAAAAGAUGCCACACACAUUAUUUGCAUUUUAUGCAUAAAAACGGUGGCGAUGUAACGGACUGGUUGUUUGAUGCGCCACGACCAGAAGAGAGAGAGAGAGAGAGAGAGAGAAUUGGGAACCAAUCAAUCAAUCAUCGUCAUCGAAUCGAUUGGACAGCGACGGAGCCAAAUACGGGGAGUGAGGAGUCCCUUCGUGUGUGUUGCGGAGUUUGUUGUAUGGGGGUGGGAAUAUUGGUGGAUGGGGUUCGUCGCUGGAUUCAACGCCUCUCAACGUCUACUCCUUCCAAUAUUAGUAGUAGGACCGAUGAGGAGGGAUUGAAGGAUAAACAUCGACAUCCACACCCACAUCAACAUCAACAUCCACAAGGUCUCACGAUCGUUCCACAUUUUGAUAUUUCGGGACUCAAGCUGCUCAAAGUCCCCGACCGGCUUUCCAUCUCGUACAUGGAUCCACACAAGAAGAAUAAUCUGGAGACAGAGUUCUUCACAGAGUAUGGGGAGGCAAGUAGAUAUCAGAUCCAAGAAGUAGUAGGCAAAGGUAGUUAUGGGGUUGUUGGUUCUGCCAUAGACACUCAUACCGGAGAAAGGGCUGCAAUAAAAAAGAUCAAUGAUGUAUUUGAGCAUGUCUCUGAUGCAACGCGGAUCCUCAGAGAAAUCAAGCUCCUUCGGUUGCUUCGUCACCCGGAUAUUGUUCAAAUUAAGCACAUAAUGCUUCCUCCUUCUCGCAGAGAAUUUCGGGAUAUUUAUGUUGUUUUUGAACUGAUGGAAUCUGACCUUCAUCAAGUAAUUAAAGCUAACGAUGACCUUACACCUGAGCAUUUUCAGUUUUUCUUGUACCAGCUCCUGCGAGGCUUGAAAUAUAUUCAUUCAGCCAAUGUAUUUCACCGAGAUUUAAAACCAAAAAAUAUACUUGCUAAUGCUGACUGUAAGUUGAAGAUUUGUGAUUUUGGCUUGGCACGAGUGUCCUUUAAUGAUGCCCCAUCAGCAAUAUUUUGGACGGAUUAUGUUGCAACUAGGUGGUAUCGGGCACCUGAGCUAUGCGGUUCAUUUUUCUCUAAAUACACUCCUGCUAUUGACAUCUGGAGUAUUGGCUGCAUAUUUGCUGAAAUGCUUACAGGAAAGCCAUUAUUUCCUGGUAAAAAUGUGGUGCAUCAGCUAGAUUUAAUGACAGAUUUGCUCGGUACUCCUCCUCCUGAAUCUAUUGCAAGGAUCAGAAAUGAAAAGGCAAGGAGGUAUCUCACCAAUAUGCGGAAGAAACAGGCUAUUCCAUUUGCACAGAAAUUUCCCAAUGCAGAUCCUUUGGCUCUUAGCUUACUAGAACGUCUUCUUGCCUUUGACCCUAAAGAUAGACCGACUGCUGAAGAAGCAUUGGCUGAUCCCUACUUUCAUGGGUUAGCUAAUGUGGAGCGUGAACCAUCAACUCAACCAAUAUCGAAACUUGAGUUUGAAUUUGAAAGGAGAAAACUUACAAAAGAUGAUGUUAGAGAGUUGAUUUACAGAGAGAUUCUGGAGUAUCACCCUCAAAUGCUUAAGGAAUAUCUGCGUGGUGGAGAUCAGACUAGUGGCUUUAUGUACCCAAGUGGGGUUGAUCGAUUUAAGCGACAGUUUGCUCAUCUUGAAGAGCAUUAUGGUAAAGGUGAAAGAAGCACACCUUUACAAAGACAGCAUGCUUCGUUACCUAGAGAGAGGGUCCCUGCACCAAAAGACGAAGCUGCUAAAGAGGAUGAUGUUGAAAAUCGAACUUCCGCUGCUGUUGCUACUACUCUUGAGAGCCCACCAGGGAAAGACCAAAGUAAUGGAGCUGCAGAAAAUGGACCUAAUAAGGGAAACCAGAGCACUCGGAGCUUGUUAAAGAGUGCUAGUAUCAGCGCUUCUAAAUGCAUCGGUGUUAAAGAAAAGAAAGAUAAAGAUGAAGAUACCCUGCCAGAGCACAAGGAAGAGAUUGAGGGCUUGGCAGAGAAAAUCGGUACACUCAAUGCUUGAACAUUGAAUUUGCUGCAACUACCCUGGAGAUAAAUGGUAGUUCCGUAAUCUUGAAUUUUGUUGAUUCAUUUUUAGGAUCUUUCCUUUUGGCAUAAGCCAUUGAGGAUGUUAUGUUAUGUUUGCCUUUUUUUGGCUUGGUAGAGUUGAGAUAGGCUAACGCUGUUGGACUGAUUGUGGUUUCAACCACCUACAUAGUAGUAGAGUAUAUAUAUAGUAGUAUUUGUAAACUAGGGGUUGUUGGGUUGGGUUGGGUUGGGUUGGGUUGUAUUGGAUUGGAGUAGGUGCAGAUAAGAGAGGUUGCAUCAUCCAUCUAUCUAUCUAUCAAUUAAUAUAUCUCCUUGUAACAUUUGAACAUGUGGUUUUGUUUUUUUUGUUUGGCAAUGACCCACCCUGGGCACUAUUUUGUGCUAUUUUUGCAUUCGAACUGGUGUACAAUUCCAGGAAUGUAUAUACAUAUAGGUCUGAAAUAAUAGAGGGGGGCAGAUGCUGCCCAUGGGGCAGGUCCAUAUGUGA
Molecule: messenger RNA, 2575 nt
Organism: Andrographis paniculata
Lineage: Eukaryota; Viridiplantae; Streptophyta; Magnoliopsida; Lamiales; Acanthaceae
Product: mitogen-activated protein kinase 9-like
Exons: 11
Coding region: 110-2062 (650 amino acids)
Biological process (GO): protein phosphorylation; intracellular signal transduction
Cellular component (GO): cytoplasm; nucleus
Molecular function (GO): ATP binding; MAP kinase activity
Source: RefSeq, a predicted model, not a curated record